UCUCCUCGAUCGCGUACGUACCUCGAUCGAUCGACCAACCGACCUACCAUGGAGACGGGCAUCGGAUCCGUGGACGGGCCCAAGGGGGCGCCGAGCGGCGCCGUAGCUUGCCCGGCGACGUUCCCGGCGUCGUCGCCCACCUUCGUCGGCUCCCCGGAGGCCACGCUGGGCCGCCACCUUGCGCGGCGCCUGGUGCAGGUCGGCGUGGGCGACGUGUUCGCCGUGCCGGGCGACUUCAACCUGACCCUCCUCGACUACCUCGUCGCCGAGCCCGGGCUGCGCCUCGUCGGCUGCUGCAACGAGCUCAACGCCGGCUACGCCGCCGACGGGUACGCGCGCGCUAAGGGCGUCGGCGCGUGCGCCGUCACCUUCACCGUCGGUGGGCUCAGCGUGCUCAACGCCAUCGCCGGCGCGUACAGCGAGAACCUCCCCCUGAUCUGCAUCGUCGGCGGGCCCAACUCGAACGACUACGGCACCAACCGGGUUCUUCAUCACACCAUCGGCCUCCCUGAUUUCUCUCAGGAGCUGCGGUGCUUCACGCCGGUGACGUGCUACCAGGCCGUCGUCAACAACCUCGACGACGCCCACGAGCAGAUCGACAAGGCUAUCUCCACGGCUCUCAAGGAGAGCAAGCCGGUGUACAUCAGCGUCAGCUGCAACCUCCCCAGCGCCCCCCACCCCACCUUCAGCCGCGACCCCGCCCCCUACUUCCUCGCACCAAGCGCCGUCAUCGCCGAGACGGGCGACUCGUGGUUCAACUGCCAGAAGCUCAAGCUCCCCGACGGCUGCGGGUACGAGUUCCAGAUGCAGUACGGCUCCAUCGGGUGGUCGGUCGGGGCGCUGCUUGGCUACGCGCAGGGCGCCACUGACAAACGUGUCAUCGCUUGCAUCGGCGACGGCAGCUUCCAGGUGACGGCGCAGGACGUGUCCACCAUGCUCCGCUGCGGCCACAACAGCAUCAUCUUCCUCAUCAACAAUGGCGGCUACACCAUCGAGGUCGAGAUCCACGACGGGCCGUACAACGUCAUCAAGAACUGGAACUACACCGGCCUCGUCGACGCCAUCCACAACGGCGACGGCAAGUGCUGGACAGCCAAGGUGACGUGCGAGGAGGAGCUGACGGCGGCCAUCGACACGGCGACCGGGGACAAGAAGGACUGCCUGUGCUUCAUCGAGGUGGUGGCGCACAAGGACGACACCAGCAAGGAGCUCCUCGAGUGGGGAUCCAGGGUCUCCGCCGCGAACUCCAGGCCACCCAACCCGCAGUAGACCACACUAGUAGCAGAUCUAGAUUUUUGAUGAUUU
This is a messenger RNA of Triticum urartu, 1305 nucleotides long. The record is from RefSeq and is a predicted model, not a curated record. NCBI's taxonomy places the organism in Eukaryota, Viridiplantae, Streptophyta, Magnoliopsida, Poales, Poaceae.